AUGGGAGAGGCGCUAAGUAAGUUAGUGUCGGCGGGCGGCGUGCAAGGCGGGGGUUCCGUUCUGGACCGAGUCAUUUCCCAGCCUAGUAGCGAAGACCACACGGUACUUUAUAAACUCGCCGAUUAUAAAAAAGGCGGUCUGCUCCUCGAGACGUAUGCUAAAGGUGGAAUGAUGGCUGCAGAGAAGUUGAUCCGGGAUGAGUUUGCAUCAUACAUGUAUGCUGGCGGCAGGGGACGCGUCAUCAACCGCGCGGAGUACUUGCGGUGGAAGUUCAGGGAUCAGGAGCAGGUGGUGUUACCUAUCGAAGCGUCCCUGUCUCCUCACGACCCUCUCGCGAAGUGGGAGGAUCACACGGCUUGUUGGCAAAUGUGCUACCGAGGCGCUCUGGGAGAGUCACUACUACAUGUUCUCAUCAUUUGUGAUACUAAGAUUCACACAAGAUUAGCCAGAACGCUAGUGAAAUGUUUUCCAAGACUGUCACUAGAUGUCGUGGAGGGUGAGGAAUAUUUAGGAGCCAGUUCUCUGCACCUGGCUAUAGCCUACAGCAACAAUGAACUUGUUCAAGACUUAGUGGAGGCAGGAGCUGACGUCAACCAGAGAGCUAUUGGCAGUUUUUUUUUACCUCGCGACCAACAACGCGUGCCUCCAGCGAGACAGACAAACUAUGAAGGUCUGGCGUAUUUAGGCGAGUACCCCUUAGCCUGGGCCGCUUGCUGUGCUAACGAGGGGGUGUACAACCUACUUUGUGAUUCUGGCGCAGAUCCUGACGCGCAGGAUUCGUUCGGAAACAUGAUAUUGCAUAUGGUGGUCGUUUGCGAUAAAUUGGACAUGUUUGGAUAUGCGCUCCGUCACCCGAAAGUGCCAGCUAGUAAUGGUCGGAUGAACCUGGCUGGCUUCACUCCAUUGACCUUGGCCUGCCAACUGGGCCGAGCAUCGGUCUUCAGGGAGAUGUUAGAACUAUCUGCAAAGGAGUUCUGGCGAUACUCUAAUAUCACCUGCUCUGCUUACCCUCUUAACGCACUGGAUACUUUAUUGCCUGAUGGAAGAACCAAUUGGAACUCGGCGUUGUUUAUAAUCCUGAACGGUACGAAACAAGAGCAUCUGAACAUGUUGGACGGAGGUAUCAUACAGAGGCUGCUAGAAGAGAAAUGGAAGACAUUUGCCAGGAACAAAUUCCUUAAACGUCUCCUAAUCUUGAUGCUGCACCUCCUCUUGCUAUCACUCUCGGUAUACCUUCGCCACAGCAGUGCGGAAGCCGAUGCUCAUCCAGAUUGGGGGCUGGAGAUAGCUGAUGCUAGGAGUGGGAUUCGACUGGCGAGUGAAUUAGGUACUAUCGCCAGUACGCUCUGCUAUAUCAUACUGCAACAAGGUGAUGAGCUGAAGAACCAAGGCGUGGUGGCUUAUUUUAAACAGUUGAUCCACGAACCAGCAAAGUUCAUCUUCCUGAUAUCGAACCUGUUGCUCCUAGCGUGCAUACCAGCGCGUCUGAUGAGGCAAACGAUGCUAGAGGAAGCGUUACUCAUAUUUCUACUGCCUGGCUUCUGGUUUCUACUCAUGUUCUUUGCUGGAGCAGUCAAGCUGACGGGUCCAUUCGUGACGAUGAUCUACAGCAUGAUCACCGGCGACAUGUUCACCUUCGGGAUCAUCUACUCCAUUGUGUUGUUUGGAUUCUCACAGUCCUUCUACUUCUUGUACAAAGGUUUCCCUAACGUGCAGUCCACGUUGUUCUCAAGCUACCCCAGCACUUGGAUGGCCCUGUUCCAAAUUACGUUGGGAGACUACAGUUACACAGACCUCAGUAUGACAACAUACCCGAAUUUGUCAAAGACGGUGUUUGCGAUCUUCAUGGUGUUUGUACCCAUUCUACUGCUGAACAUGUUGAUAGCUAUGAUGGGGAACACGUACGCUCAUGUCAUUGAACAGUCCGAGAAGGAGUGGGUCAAACAGUGGGCGAAGAUAGUGGUGUCUCUAGAAAGGUCAGUAGCCCAGGAAGAUGCCCACAAGUACUUGCAGGAGUACUCCAUAGGUCUAGGACCGUCUGAUGAUCCUCGGUACGAAGUCAGAGCUGUUAUGGUGAUUAAGAGCGCCGCCAAGACUAGAGCCAAGCAGAGAAAAGGUGCAUUGACGAAUUGGAAGCGCGUGGGUAAAGUAACGAUAGCUGAGCUGCGUCGUCGCGGCAUCAGUGGCGAGGAACUCCGCCGACUGAUGUGGGGUCGAGUGUCCAUCUCUACGCCUACUAAGGCUCCUUUAGGACGUAGAACAGCAGCCCCGCCGCCCGACGUGACUUCAGCAGGAGUACCACUGGCGCCUGGUGCAGGCGCUGAGGGAGGGGGAGUGGCACCCGCACUUUCAUCUGCACUCAACGUCAUGGCCUUCACCCAGGAAAUGAACCUAGGGACUGCCGGAACUCCAGGUCAGGAGCACAAGCAACCAACUCCAGACUUGUUAGUCAAUGGCAAAACAGCCCCAAUAGUGCCCAUAUCAGCGAUUCCUUCGCAACCCUUUGUAACCACUCCUAAUCAACUCAGCGUACCAUCAGCUUUUCCACAAAAUAAAACAAGCUUAGAAGCUCCAAUGAUGGGUGCACUACCAAUCCCUACGACCACAACUCAAAUGCCAACAAUGGGAGUUCAAACGAUGUAUACUGGCGUUCAAACGCCGUUGCCAGGAGCUCACAUGCCAGUACCUGGCUCUCAAACGCCAUUAGUUGGUGGACAAAUGGCAUAUACUGGUGUACCGACAACACAACAAAGUGGAAUGAUGCCUUAUGCUAGUACUCCGAUGCCUCUACCGAGUACCCAGAUGUCAAUGCCACUACCUGGUGUCCAAGUCCCAAUAGGUAAUCAAAUGCCGAUGGGUAGUGCUCAAAUGCCGAUGGGAAGUGUCCAAAUGUCGAUGGGUAGUGGACAAAUACCAAUGGUUACUGGACAAAUACCAAUGGUUACUGGACAAAUGCCAAUGAGUAGUGGACACAUCCCGAUGGGUAGUGGACAAAUGCCAAUGAGUGGUGGACAAAUGCCAUUGAGCGGUGGACAAAUGCCAAUGAGCGGUGGACAAAUGCCAUUGAGCGGUGGACAAAUGCCAAUGAGCGGUGGACAAAUGCCAAUGGGUAGUGCUCAAAUGCCAAUGAUAGGUGGUCCAAUGCAAGUUCCCGGUGGUCAGAUUGCAGUUACAAUGCAAGGGCCUUACGGAGCUAUGGGACAAAUGUAUCCGAUACACGGUCAAAUGUACGGUCCAGGAAUGCAACACAUGAUUGAAAUACAAGUACAGAAACCGGUUUCCGACGAGGUGUUCCCGGACUAUUUGUUCGAGUUGAUAAAGCUGGCGGAGGACCCGGGCUCUGACAAGUCUGAGAUCAAGGCGCUCGCUGAGAAAGCUGCGGACUUAGACGCUGUGCCUGAGAUAGACAUCAAUGUUUCAACGGCAGCGAGAUCAGCUCGGCGAGUAGUAGCGGGUGCAGUAUCGGGACUGUUCGGAGUGGCGGCCGACGCGCCCACCGCCGACACUGGAUGGAGGCGGGAGAGGAACGAGAACAGUGACAGCGACCCUAUAUCAGAAUCAGUGUUGCUGGGGCGAGCGUCACGAGCUCGUCGUGCGCGUUCCGCGUCGCGACGCGCGGCACCACCGCCUCCUCAUCUAUACGUCCCUGCCAGAUCUAUGUACCUGGUAGCAUCUGAAAGCAGUGCUGUAGAAAGUGAUGUACCACUAGAAGAAACUGCCAGUUCCGGAAAUAAUUCAGCGGUAGCUGAUGUAGCUCGUAUAAGAGCAGCUCGACCGCUGUGCAUCCUGUCAGCAACUGGAUUGCCUGCACCCGGACAAGUGGAACAUUCCAUGUUUGUUGUGGGAGCUGGCAGUGGGGCUGAUGUUGAAAGUGCGGCCCCAGCCUCAGCCCAUACAGCAAAUAAACUCAAAAACAAGAGACCGAAAACUGCACGUCCCAGAAGAAAUAGGGUAUCUCCUUCACCAGUGAUCGAGGCAGGGAGUCCUCUCCAACCUUGGGCGACUGCGCCGCUGUCUAGACUGUCACAGCUCAUCAGAACAUCGAGUGCAUCAACUACGUCCCUAAACUCUCCCGUCUCAGCUGAUGAAUCAGACUGUCCACCUCAGAAAAGAUACUAA
Spodoptera littoralis (African cotton leafworm) is the source of this 4119-nucleotide messenger RNA. Lineage: Eukaryota; Metazoa; Arthropoda; Insecta; Lepidoptera; Noctuidae. The record is from the annotation of a GenBank genome assembly.